This is a messenger RNA of Varanus komodoensis (Komodo dragon), 2829 nucleotides long. It is a transcript of the gene RIC8B, whose product is annotated as RIC8 guanine nucleotide exchange factor B. Gene Ontology annotation, cellular component: plasma membrane; cytoplasm. Lineage: Eukaryota; Metazoa; Chordata; Lepidosauria; Squamata; Varanidae. The record is from RefSeq and is a predicted model, not a curated record. Gene Ontology annotation, biological process: G protein-coupled receptor signaling pathway. The coding region runs from base 208 to 1833 and encodes 541 amino acids. The transcript has 10 exons. Gene Ontology annotation, molecular function: guanyl-nucleotide exchange factor activity; G-protein alpha-subunit binding.
GCCGGGCACUCGCGCGAGCCCCGGAGGCGCUCCUUGUCCUGCAGCGUAAUGCCGGUAUCUUACUGUAUCAUCUGCACACCCGUCCCCCGCUUUUACCAACCCCACAGGCGCCUCUGGUUUCUCAGUGCAACGUCCGCCCUUCUGCACAAUGUGAAGUCCGGUUAGACCCUUUCAAAUAGCCUCCCUUCCUCUGUGGCCGUGGCGAAGAUGCGGGGUGCUCCGAACGGCUUCCGAGCUGUCGUUCUUGGCACGCCGAAGCCCCUCCAUUCAACGCAGUGGGACUUGUUUCUGAGCACACAUAAUAGGGCCACUUUCAAAUUUGAACCAUCAGAUGAAGAGAAAAGAAAGCAACUAUGUGAAGGAAUAUUACAUCUACUGGACAAAGAUUUAAAAACAUCAUGUAGAGUUGCUUGUCUGGAAGCUCUUCGCAUUCUCUCAAGAGACAAGAAAGUCUUAGUUCCGGUAACAACAAAGAAAAACAUGCAAAUCUUGAUGAAGCAGGCAAAGCUGGACACAGUGGAGGAGCCUUUGGAGGAUGUGACGGACUUCCCUGUCAUAGUGGAAGCUUUAAAAUGCCUCUGUAACAUUGUGUUUAAUAGCCCAGCCGCACAGAAACUCAGUCUGGAGCUGAACCUGGCAGCUAUGCUUUGCAAUCUGCUGAAAAAGUGCAAGGAUCAACAACUUGUCGAAGACAUUAAAUGCUUUGAUUUACGCCUCCUCUUCCUCCUCUCCCUUCUGCAUACAGAUAUCAGGUCACAGUUGCGUAAUGAUCUCCAGGGAUUGCCACUGUUGACGCAGGCCUUGGAGAGUGCAUUUAGCAUAAGGUGGACAGAUAAAUACAUCACAGCUGAAAACCAAGAAAUGUCACCUUUAUCACUGCAAGAGACGGAUUGCGCCAUAGAAGCACUGAAAGCUCUCUUUAAUGUUACUCUUGACAGCUGGAAUGUACACAGUGAGAAUGACUCUCAUGAAUUUCGUUAUAUGACUGCUAUUCUGCGUCACUGCUUAUUAACACUGGGCCCUACUGAAGACAAAACAGAAGAGUUGCACAGUAAUGCAGUCAACCUUUUAAGCAAUGUUCCAGUUUCUUGUUUGGAUGUCCUUAUCAGUCCAUCUGAUCAAGAGGACACAGAGGAAACAGAUAUAAAAUACAAUGGCAUGAAUAUGGAUGCAAUUCAGGUGAUUUUGAAGUUCAUGGAGAAGAGAAUUGACAAGGGGAGUAGCUAUCGGGAAGGUCUUACCCCUGUUCUCAGCUUACUAACGAGAUGCUGCAGAUCCCACCGGAACAUAAGGAAAUUUAUCAAAGCUCAGGUGUUGCCUCCCCUGAGAGAUGUAUCUAAUCGUCCAGAAGUUGGCACAACACUAAGAAACAAAUUAGUGCGCCUUAUGACUCACGUUGACCUAGGAGUGAAGCAAAUUGCUGCAGAGUUUCUUUUUGUUCUUUGUAAAGAGAGAGUUGACAGCUUACUGAAGUACACUGGCUACGGCAAUGCAGCAGGGCUGCUGGCAGCAAGAGGCCUGUUAGCAGGAGGAAGAGGGGAAAACUGGUACUCAGAUGAUGAAGAUACAGACACUGAAGAAUACAAAUCAGCAAAGCCAAACAUUAACCUUAUUACAGGUCAUUUAGAAGAGCCAAUGCCCAACCCUAUGGAUGAAAUGACAGAAGAACAAAAAGAAUAUGAAGCGAUGAAACUUGUCAAUAUGUUUGAUAAGCUUUCUAGAGACAAGGUUAUAACCCCUAUGGGAGUGCGACCAGAUGGCACAAUGACUCCUUUGGAAGAAGUAGUGGGCCAGCACCCCACCAAUGACCAAGAAAGUUCAGAUUCUGAUUAGAGCAUCAACUGCUUCAGUCUCUCACCCACCUUUCCUUACACUCACAUCUUUUAUUAUCUACAUAUUAGACCCUUCACAUUAACCCAGUGUUGUAACAACUGUUUUUUUUAAUCAAAAUGUUUAAAUUAUUCAUUAUGUGGUGUAAUUAUAAUAGCAUUUCCAAGACCUCAAUUUAUAUAGCAAGAAAACCCCAGUUUAUUAACUGUAUGGUAAUUGUGUAUCCGUGGGAUGAAAAGUGUGGUUGAAUUUUUAAAAGGAUUCAAAUAUUAAUAUUUCUCAAUAGUUCUCUUUAAAAAACCUGCCUGAUUUCAGUCCUCUAGCUUAAGGAACUAGAACGUCUCAUUAAAUAAAAAAUAAAAAAUGGAAUCCUAAAAACUCAAAACUGUCAUGUUAACUUAAAGAAGCUACCCAGCAGAUGCAUUUAUUUAAUAUCCCCCUUUUUGCAUUAUUCUUUAUUAUCUUAAUUAAGCUCUCUCCAAAGGACUACUGAAUCUUGUUAAACCAAUCAGUUUUUACCACUAAAUUACAAAUGGGAUUUUAGUGUUUCUGUACUAAAGCUCCUGAUCUACCCAGUAUCUAUCUUGUCAGAAUACUUUUCUUUGUUCUCAGAUCUAGCUUUCUAGAACAGGUUUAUAUCCAAUAACUGCAGGUGGGUUAUCUACAUAGCCUAUCUUAGGGAGUCAUGGUAUAACCACUAACACCCCAGCCCUUACCACAAUCCUGACCCCAUCGUGCCUGGCUGGCCUAAAAACUGAGGUUGGCCACAGCCGAUAGAGUGGAGGGUUGGGCAUGAGCCUUGUGAAACAUCCUUCUUCUGCCACUUAGUAGCAGUGUUUUGUUUUUUUUAGGGAUAUGUAUGGAAGUAGGCUCUAAUGCAUGAAAAAAUGGAGGGUAAGUUGUCUUGAAUUAUGUGGCUUAUAUGGAAGAACUAACUGUGUAUUAAAUGUCCAGAAGUGGAGGGUAUGUUGCAUUCUAUCAAUAAAACUUUAUAUACAA